GGGUUCUGACAAAAAUUCGAGUAAAAGGGCGUAUAAAAUGCACAAACGGCAUAACUCGGGGACUCUCGGGUUGGCCUCGGAGAUGCUUCCAAGAAUAAUAAGUGUUCGAGGCGCAAGGGUAUCGAGGGAAUAUAACCGAGUCGCUUAGCCGUCCCAUUACAUACAGAGAUGUCUGCGCCCUGAGAAAAACGGACUGACGGACAGACAGACGUCUCUGUCAAGUUUUUGUGAUUCCCGACGAAAUGGUUAUUGUAAAUAUCGGGAACUCUCCGGAGCGUGUUCUCUAGCUAGUGCGCGUUAUUCUGUCGGGUGCGUGAUACCUUGUACCAGUGUAUUGAGAUGUUUUCGUCGCCGGCGUCAGUGGUGGGCGAGCCGUCAGGCUACGACUUUCAGAAAGAGGAGAACGCCGCCAAGUGGAAGGGAGUGUUUGUCAACUCUCUGCGCAAGGUAUUGCAACAAGUACACCCUAGUCUUGAAGCACGACAAGAUGCUUUAGACUAUGUCGAGAGUUUGAUCUUAAGGUUGUUGGGUAUGCUGUGCGGUCAUCCUCCUCCACAUACACCACAAGAUGUUGAAGAAAGAGUCGGACGCACAUUUCCCACUCCCAUUGACAAAUGGGCACUUCGUGAUGCAAGAGAUGCUUUGGAAAAGGGAAAAAAGAAAUCACCACUAGUUCUUCCAGUUGACAAAAUUCAUCAGCUAUUACAAAAGGAAGUAUUACAGCAGAAAAUUGAUUUACAAGUUAGUCUUUUCGUGGUAGGAGUAUUGGAAUAUAUCUCUGCAGAUAUUUUGAAGCUAGCUGGAAACUAUGUCAAGAAUAUACGCCAUGUGGAAAUAUCUUGCGAAGACAUAAGAGUUGCAAUGUGCGCAGAUAUGGUAUUAAUGGACUUGUUUUAUCAAGAUGAUUAUGCGGAGGGUCCACAAAGUGGCUUAGGCGCGGUUGUUUCCCAAACUUAUGAAGAAUCUGUCCGGGAUCUCAUACACGAUGAACGUCACUAUUUGCGAGAUCUCCAUAUGAUCAUUAAGGUAUUUCGUGAAGAAAUUGCAAAGCUAACACAAGAUAGAACUGAACUUGAAACACUCUUCAGUAAUAUAAUGGAUAUUUAUGAAGUUACUGUAACAUUACUUGGUAGUUUAGAAGACAUAAUGGAAAUUACAGAAGAAAAACAAACGCCUACAGUUGGCUCCUGUUUUGAAGAACUGGCCGAAGCAGCAGAAUUUGAUGUUUAUAUAAAGUAUGCAAAAGACAUUAAUAGUCCAGCUAGUCGAGAAGUUUUAACAAAUUUAUUGUCGAGACCUGAAGCUAAUGCUGCACUACGAGCAGCGGGGCAUGGAUUUAAAGAAGCUGUCAAAUAUUAUUUGCCAAAACUUUUAUUACAACCAAUAUGGCAUUGUUUUUUGUACUUUGACUACAUAAAGGUAUUACACAAACGUACACCAAACUUAGAAGAUGGUGAAACUUUGGAACAAUUACCAGGUCUUUUAAGACCACUACAGAUGGAAUUAUUAAAAUCUAUGGCGAGUCUUCCAAAAAAAGAUACAGGUCUGCGAAUGCAGAGUAGAGCAAGGCGACAAGCAGCGUUAGAGAAAACUAGCGAAUUACAAAAAACUGUUGAUGGGUGGGAUCAACGGGAUGUUGGACAAUGUUGCAACGAAUUUAUACGUGAGGAUAUGCUAGGAAAAGUAAGUAACGGAAGAAGAUUAACAGAACGAAAGGCCUUUCUUUUCGAUGGUUUACUAGUCCUUUGUAAACCCAGUGGCGGCAAAAGAGUUAGUGUUACCGUGGCAGCAGUCGGUGUGGUGGGUCAUCCACCUCACCAAGGUGAACUGCGUUUAAAGGAAAGAUUUUUUAUUAGAAAAGUUGAUAUUAUAGAUAAGGAGGAUACCGAAGAAUUAAAAAAUGCCUUUGAAAUUGCACCAAGGGACCACCCUAAUGUUAUUCUUGUUGCCAAAUCCGUCGAAGACAAAAAUAGUUGGAUGGCGGAUCUUGUAAUGUUGAACACAAAGAGUAUGUUAGAAAGAACGUUGGACAGUAUUCUUUUGGACGAAGAACGAAAACAUCCCUUAAGAUUGCCUCCACCACAUUUAUAUAAAUUUGCCGAACAGGAUGGCCCUGAAAAUAUUGUUUUGGGGGCCCGCGAAAACGGUGGUGUUCCAUUACUUAAGGGUGCAACUUUGGUUAAAUUGGUAGAAAGAUUAACUUAUCACAUAUACGCUGACCCAGCUUUUGUACGAACAUUCCUUACUACUUAUAGGAGUUUUUGCUCACCUCAGGAACUAUUGACUUUAUUAAUUGAAAGAUUUGACAUACCAGAUCCUUCGUUAGUUUAUGGUGAAGAGGAAAAACCGUCUGGUUGUAAAACAACCGCCAGAGAAGAUUGGAAGAGAUAUAGAAAAGAGUUUUGUCAACCAGUGCAAUUCAGAGUUUUAAAUGUUUUGAGACAUUGGGUCGAUCACCAUUUUUAUGAUUUCGAACGCGACAGGAAUCUUUUGGAAAGGUUACAAGUAUUUCUAGAUACAGUAAGCGGAAAGUCUAUGAGAAAAUGGGUCGAUUCAGUAAUAAAAAUUGUACAGAGAAAGUGUGAACCCUCAGAACAACGACCUAAAACGUUUAGCUUCGAACGAUCUCCACCAUCUAUCGAGUGGCAUCUAAAAGUUCCUGAAGAAGAAUGGGGAAUAUUAACGUUACAUCCGAUUGAAUUAGCAAGACAGUUAACACUCUUAGAGUUUGAAUUGUAUAGAACUGUAAAGCCUUCAGAAUUAGUAGGUACUGUAUGGACGAAGAAAGAUAAAGAAAAGACAUCUCCGAAUCUACUAAAAAUGAUAAAACACACGACAAAUUUUACUCGGUGGCUUGAAAAAACUAUAGUAGAAGCUGAAAAUUUAGAAGAGCGAGCAGCAAUUGUAUCGCGUGCAGUCGAAAUUAUGAUGGUGCUUCAAGAUCUUAAUAAUUUUAAUGGUGUAUUAGCAAUUGUUAGUGCUAUGGGAUCUGCAUCUGUAUUUAGGUUAAAAUUCACAUUUCAACAAAUACCUGCACGAUUGGAAAAGGCCCUCGAAGAAGCACGAGAAUUGAAUAACGGUCAUUUCCGAAGAUAUCAAGAAAAACUACGAUCUAUUAAUCCACCUUGUGUACCAUUUUUUGGUAUGUACUUGACCAACAUUCUACACACCGAAGAAGGAAAUCCGGAUUAUUUGCCGGGAAGUCCAGAGCUCAUAAAUUUUAGUAAACGGAGGAAAGUGGCAGAAAUAACUGGUGAAAUUCAACAGUACCAAAAUCAACCGUAUUGUCUUUCAGUGGAGCCCAGAAUAAGACAUUUCAUCGAGAACUUAUCGCCCUUCGAUCCUAAUAUGAAAGAUGCAGAUAUAAGCAAUUAUUUAUAUAAUAAAAGCUUAGAAGUAGAACCGAGGGGAUGUAGGCAGCCACCUAGAGUUCCCCGUAAAUGGCCAGAUUUAAACUUAAAAUCGCCGGGCAUUAAAGCUAGAAGCUUAAGCAAGUUACCAGCUCCACUGCAAGCUGUAGCAUCUAGCGUAAGAUUACAUGAUCCUCCGCCGGAAGCGCCGGCACCGGAAUUACCGGAAACUCCUCCACACACCUCACACAUCACAGUAUCUCACCCAGGGGACCACAGUGUCUUUGCACCUGUCUUAAUAGGAGGUACAGGUCCGCCUCCAGGUUCACCAAGUCCUCUAAGCAUGUCAGGACUUUCGAUCAGUUCGCCGGGUAGCAGUCCUCAAUUGGGAUCGCCUGGUUACUUGCCUGUCCCUCAUCAUCAACCGCAAAAUAGUCACUUCGGCUUUAAUUCCGGUACGAUCGGUGUAAUGGGAGUUCUGACUGGUAUGUCAUCGUCGGGCGGCAGCCCUGGUGCAGCGAUGCCGCCACCACCAUCUCCUAGCCACGUACCUCCAAGUCAACCUCCGCCACCUUUACCGCCUAGAUCUCAUAGGAAACGAGAGAGUUCCAUAAGCGAGUCACCGCAACAGGCAAGACAAGCUCCAAAUGCACCAAUACUUCCUCCAAGGGACGGUACGUCUCCGCCGCCAUUGCCGCCGCGAAGAGAGCCCCCAGUUACGUUACCGCCUCGGCUUCCUACCUUGAAUCCAAGUAGUUCGGCACUGCUCGCAAGGCGGAAUUCUACCCUGGAAAAUACGUGCCCGAGCGCCGUUCAUGCACGGAGACAUAUGUCUUUCAAUGGGCCCAGUCCUACGAAACUUCCACCUACGCAACCUAAUGGAUCAGUAACGCCAAGACUACCACCGAAACCUUUACCAGGUCGGCCACCAACCACCAUGUUCAAUUUCAAUGCUCCUCCUGGACCUAGUUAA
Messenger RNA from Dufourea novaeangliae, 4323 nucleotides. RefSeq names its product protein son of sevenless (gene Sos). The coding region runs from base 340 to 4323 and encodes 1327 amino acids. Lineage: Eukaryota; Metazoa; Arthropoda; Insecta; Hymenoptera; Halictidae. The transcript has 20 exons. Gene Ontology annotation, molecular function: protein heterodimerization activity; guanyl-nucleotide exchange factor activity. Gene Ontology annotation, biological process: Ras protein signal transduction; positive regulation of GTPase activity. The record is from RefSeq and is a predicted model, not a curated record. Gene Ontology annotation, cellular component: plasma membrane.